Molecule: messenger RNA, 1149 nt
Organism: Cryptomeria japonica (Japanese cedar)
Lineage: Eukaryota; Viridiplantae; Streptophyta; Pinopsida; Cupressales; Cupressaceae
Exons: 2
Coding region: 117-533 (138 amino acids)
Molecular function (GO): RNA-DNA hybrid ribonuclease activity; nucleic acid binding
Source: RefSeq, a predicted model, not a curated record
ACAAUGUAACGGUGAGCCAGGUAAUGAUUGGCAUGCCAAGGCAAAUAAUACAAGUGCAAGCACAAGCAAAAUCAAAAGCAUGAAGAACACAAGAAUAUUUUCUUUUUCCUUUAACCAUGGCCUGGAGGUACAGGGAAAAGAAAGGCACCCUCUACUAUGCAGGAGCAUGCAGACCAAAUCCUGGCCAGGCCAGCAUCGGUUAUGUCAUAAAAAAUCACAGUGGUGCUCUGUUGGAUGUGUAUGGCGACCUCAUUGAUCCAUAUCCGCUUUCCAGUAAUGCUGCACAUUACAGGGCGCUCAUUAAUGGCCUCCGCCGUGCUUCCGAUCUCGGAUUCACACACAUUGUGGCCUGCGGUCAUCUGGAGCUCAUAAGCGACCAGUUAAACGGCGUCUGCGCAACACGAAAACCUAAUAUGCAAAGGUACCGACGAAAGGUUCGGAAAAUCGCCUCAUCUUUCGAGGAUUUUCAAGCGGAGUAUAUCUCUGCCGAGGACAACUCACACGCCCGCUCCCUCGCGCAGGAUUGUCUGUAGCUUUGCAUGCAUUAUUGCCUAACUUUCUAUAUUGUCAGUUUCAGAAAAUUUAGGUUUAUUUUGGUUUUUGUUCUUCCUUCUGCGCUGCCCUGGAAAUACGCAAUCGGAAGGGAAAUGAGAGGGAUUUGAGUUUCGGCAUGACAAGACAGAAUCUUUUGAGAUGCUUGGCGUGCUUGUUCUGUGACGAGGGUUUUAGGGGUUAGGGUUAUGCACAUUAUUACUGUGAAACUUCAAAACAAAAUCUUUCGAUUUUUAAUUGCGUCCUUGAGAUAUAGAGCAAUCUGUGAGAUACUAAUCUGUAUAGCUUUUUCAAAAAGGAAAAAAAAUAAUCUGCCUGGUUUUUUCAAAAAGAAAAGAAAAAUCUGCCUGGCGCGGUCUCUCUCUUUUAUGCUAUGAUUGACUGGUUUCUAUCUUGUCAAAUCUAGUAGGAAUUUGUAUGUGGUUUCUGGUUUCUCUGUUUUCUGAGAUAAUCUGUUGCUCGGUGCUUAGGCUAGGUUUUCAUGCACGGCAAUCUCUGAAACUCGAAGAUUUAGUAGGAAUGUUUUUGGUUGUAAUUCUACAACCCUGCUAAUUCAUUUUGGAAACACCAUGUCUACGAUAAAAUUAUUGUAUUUUA